AUGAUUUCGCUAACCCGGCGGGGUGCAGUAGAUGAUCCUACCAACCCCCUGCACCGUCUCGGGCAGUUUAUGCGGACACCAUAUUCCGCUUCUCCGUCUCAUCUUGAGAAGAACUUGGAAACGUGCUCUCGCGUCUACCUUCGAUACGACCGAGUCCACGGACCUCCAGAAUCGCCCUGUGACGGCCCGUUUCGGGUCCUCUCUCAAGGAACGAAUACGUUCCGCAUUCAACGCACCAAUCGUGAGGAGUUCGUGAGUGUGGAUGGCCUGGAAGCUUCUGUGCUGGACUUUUCGUCGGACGAUCCCUGUGGCCCCUUACCCUCUGCUUCCCCACCUCCUCAAACCUCUAUCCCGCCGUCCCGUACUUUCACUCUCCCCUCUGUCACCCACCUCUAA
Messenger RNA from Spirometra erinaceieuropaei, 396 nucleotides. The record is from the annotation of a GenBank genome assembly. Lineage: Eukaryota; Metazoa; Platyhelminthes; Cestoda; Diphyllobothriidea; Diphyllobothriidae.